AUGGAGAACUACCAAAAAAUCGAGAAAAUUGGCGAAGGUACCUACGGCGUUGUUUACAAAGCCCGAGAACUCAGUCAUCCCAACCGCAUCGUUGCCCUGAAGAAAAUCCGACUAGAAGCCGAAGAUGAAGGCGUCCCAAGUACUGCCAUUCGCGAGAUCUCGCUCCUCAAAGAGAUGCACGACCCGAAUAUCGUCCAAUUAUUCAAUAUCGUUCAUGCCGACGGCCACAAGCUCUACCUUGUUUUUGAAUACUUGGAUCUCGACCUAAAGAAGUAUAUGGAGGCACUGCCAGUUAGUGAAGGUGGCCGCGGCAAGGCCUUGCCCGAUGGAUCGACAAUGGCCGCCAGCUUGGGUCUCGGCGAGGAUAUGGUCAAGAAGUUCAUGGCCCAAUUGGUCGAGGGUGUCCGUUAUUGUCACAGUCAUCGCAUUCUUCACCGUGACCUGAAGCCUCAGAACCUGCUUAUCGAUCGCGACGGUAACUUGAAGCUGGCUGAUUUUGGUUUGGCCCGAGCCUUUGGUGUUCCACUCCGCACUUAUACCCACGAGGUUGUCACAUUGUGGUAUCGCUCUCCAGAGAUUCUGCUCGGUGGUCGCCAAUACUCUACCGGCGUUGAUAUGUGGUCCGUUGGAGCCAUCUUUGCGGAGAUGUGCACACGCAAGCCGCUCUUCCCUGGUGACUCGGAGAUUGAUGAGAUCUUUAAAAUCUUCCGCGUACUCGGUACCCCCGACGAAGAGGCAUGGCCCGGCGUCACCUCGUUCCCCGAUUACAAAGCUACUUUCCCCAAGUGGACUCGUCCCGAUACAGCUCUGGUUCCUGGCCUAGAGGAAGCUGGGGCCGAUCUCCUGGAAGCCCUGCUUGAGUUCGACCCAGCCCAUCGACUGUCAGCGAAGCAAGCCUGCCAACAUCCGUAUUUCAGCCAGGGCAGCGCACACUACUCGACCCGUACCACGCGCAUCGGCUAUCAAUGA
Molecule: messenger RNA, 969 nt
Organism: Penicillium waksmanii
Lineage: Eukaryota; Fungi; Ascomycota; Eurotiomycetes; Eurotiales; Aspergillaceae
Gene: nimX
Product: cyclin-dependent serine/threonine-protein kinase CDC28
Exons: 4
Coding region: 1-969 (322 amino acids)
Biological process (GO): regulation of G2/M transition of mitotic cell cycle; regulation of gene expression; signal transduction
Cellular component (GO): cyclin-dependent protein kinase holoenzyme complex; nucleus; cytoplasm
Molecular function (GO): cyclin binding; ATP binding; cyclin-dependent protein serine/threonine kinase activity
Source: RefSeq, a predicted model, not a curated record